Erpetoichthys calabaricus (reedfish) is the source of this 2361-nucleotide messenger RNA. RefSeq names its product solute carrier family 25 member 38b (gene slc25a38b). The record is from RefSeq and is a predicted model, not a curated record. The transcript has 8 exons. Gene Ontology annotation, cellular component: mitochondrial inner membrane; mitochondrion. Gene Ontology annotation, biological process: glycine import into mitochondrion. Lineage: Eukaryota; Metazoa; Chordata; Cladistia; Polypteriformes; Polypteridae. Gene Ontology annotation, molecular function: glycine transmembrane transporter activity. Bases 529 to 1452 code for a protein of 307 amino acids.
AACCGGUUAAAGCGGACCACACUGCACUCCAUGGGAAGCACAUACAGCUGCGGUGCGAUUUAGUAAGGGUUGUACAAGUCGAGACAGACGUACCGAAUCUCUGUGCUGCGCCGGUGUUUUCUAGCAUAUCUACUGUUUUCUUCACCAUGAGGCCGAAAACCGCCAAGGACGGACGGACGAACUGACCGGUUUGACGGCGUCUAAAUUCCGGAAGAUUCGCACGACCGACUUUUCGGCUGUUUUAUGUUUAAGUGAAAGCCGUCUGCGCAUUCUUUAUGACGUCCUAUAAUUUACGUUAAUCACUUGAUAUUGUGUUGAUUCAUUUAUUGUUUGUGAAGGCCAUUUCCUGUGUGAUGGACUAAAACUUGUAGUUUGUUCCAGAUGAAGUUGUGGGAUUGAACUCUGGUGGUAAAUUGUUUAUUGUCUUCACUUUUAACUUUCACAAUCUGGGAGGCAUUUUAUGUUUUAAUUUGAAACAUUGGAGAUGUGUCUUGGACAUUUCAGAAUAAAAGUGUGCAAGCUUCCCCAAUGAAUCAAGGACCCCAGCCUGUAUUUUCCCAGAACACAACUUUGCAGACCAGUAAAAAAAUGGAGGUCUUGCUGGCUCACCCAGUUUUUAAGGCUUUUAUGUGUGGUUCACUCAGUGGGACAUGUUCUACUUUGCUCUUUCAACCUCUGGACCUCAUUAAGACAAGACUACAAAUACUUCAAAACUCUGUUCAUAGUGGGUCUAAACAUGUUGGCAUGAUCACGGUGCUCAUCAAUGUCGUCCGCACUGAAAAGAUCCUGGGAUUAUGGAAAGGUGUUUCUCCGUCAUUUGUUCGGUGCAUUCCUGGAGUUGGAAUUUAUUUCAGCACCUAUUUUUCCCUCAAGCAACACUUCUUUUCUGAGAAAGCACCCACUGCACUGGAGUUGAUAUGUUUAGGUGCAGGUGCUCGGACUGUUGCAGCGACUUUCAUGUUGCCUGUUACUUUAGUGAAAACACGUUUUGAGAGUGGCAAGUAUUGUUAUUCAAGUGUGUUUGGAGCCUUGCGGAGCAUUUACCAGUUGGAAGGGCCCCGCUCUCUCUUCACUGGGCUGACGGCCACACUCCUGAGAGAUGCCCCCUUUUCAGGCAUUUAUGUCAUGUUUUAUACACAGACGAAGAGGAUGUUUCCAGCAGAGGUCCUGAGCAGCAGUUAUACGCCUCUGUUAAACUUCAGCUGUGGGGUCUUUGCGGGAGUCUUGGCCUCAGUGUUGACCCAGCCUGCCGAUGUGAUAAAAACGCAAGUUCAGGUGUCCCCAGGAAAGUUUCGACAAACAGGAGAAGUGGUCUCGUUCAUUUUUCAGACUUCUGGGUUAGCUGGAUUUUUCCGUGGUGUAGUCCCACGGUCCCUCAGACGCACACUGAUGGCUGCUAUGGCUUGGACGGUAUAUGAGCAGCUCAUGACGAAGAUGGGCUUAAAAUCCUGAAUUGAGCAGAAGUGAUGGCGUGACCAGGAGAGAACUGCUGGGUCUUCUCCCUCCCCCUCUAGCUGUCCCAUUUGUAGCAGGCAAGAAGAAAAGCCUGUGGCCGGUGCAGGCUGAAGUAGUCGUGGGGGGUCUGCUUGUGAAAUUUGUUUUUAAGUAGAUGAUGAGCUGUCAUGGCUGAAUGGGAUGAACUGCAGUUGAUCAAGGACAGAGCGACUCGGGUGUGGUAGUGAUGAAGAUGACUGAGGAGGAAGGAACCAAGUCCAUCUGAAUUAUUGAAAGAGAAGUAAAUAAUUUAUUUAAAAAGGGAUCAUUGCAGUCUGCACUUUUUAUUUUAUUUUUUUUUUGUCUGUCUCAGCGUUCCAACACUGGUGGCAAAAGAACUGUUAACUUUUUGAAACAGGAUUUCUCCUCCUUCUGCCACCACCCGCUGGGUAACAUUUUCAUUUGAUCUCCUCCUUCAAACUGGCGAGUGCUUCUAGAUUUUGAUCCACAGCCUGAAUGAGGAAAAUCUGACCAGCUUCAUACACCAGAGUGACUACUCGUGUAAACCGCUGGAGCACACAAAACGAAUCUACGCGUGGGAUAAUUGAGCAGGCCCCAUGACCUCACAACAUAUUUUUAAAUGUCAAGAAAUUUAAGAAGAUUGUUAGGUGGUUAAGGUAUCAAAUGGAAAAGUGUCUGUAAUGUAAUAAUCUUGUGGGGUUAAAGAAAGUAAAGGUUGGUGUGCCCAGGGCUCUGCAGAGGGCCUCUGGUGCAGGAGCUGCAGUGCUGACCCCCUGUGACGUGUGCUGCCCAGUAAACGGACCCCCGGUUUGUCGUCUCUUCAGCACUCCUGUUGUCCUCUCUGUUGCUGCUUCUUGUGUUUUCUGCAAACUGUGUGGCCUUGAGCUGCUUUGGUGUAGAUGUGGU